Messenger RNA from Lentinula edodes (shiitake mushroom), 570 nucleotides. Its product is annotated as P-loop containing nucleoside triphosphate hydrolase protein. Bases 1 to 570 code for a protein of 189 amino acids. The transcript is spliced from 5 exons. The record is from RefSeq and is a predicted model, not a curated record. Gene Ontology annotation, biological process: small GTPase-mediated signal transduction. Lineage: Eukaryota; Fungi; Basidiomycota; Agaricomycetes; Agaricales; Omphalotaceae. Gene Ontology annotation, molecular function: GTP binding; GTPase activity.
AUGCAGACGAUCAAAUGCGUAGUUGUUGGAGAUGGUGCUACUUGCUUGUUAAUUUCAUACACAACCAACAAGUUUCCUAGUGAAUAUGUGCCGACCGUGUUCGACAAUUAUGCUGUGACGGUUAUGAUAGGUGAUGAUCCAUAUACAUUGGGCUUAUUCGAUACAGCUGGUCAGGAGGAUUAUGACCGACUUCGCCCUCUAUCAUAUCCACAAACCGACGUAUUCCUUGUUUGUUUCAGUGUAACAUCGCCGGCUUCCUUUGAAAACGUCAAAGAGAAAUGGUUCCCUGAAGUGCACCAUCACUGUCCAGGUGUUCCCUGUCUCAUCGUUGGAACACAAAUCGAUCUUCGGGACGACGGUCAGGUUAUAGACAAACUUGCAAGGCAAAAACAGAAACCAGUGAUGGGCGAGCAAGGCGAACGGCUCGCCCGGGAGCUUGGAGCCGUGAAGUAUGUUGAAUGUUCAGCGCUGACGCAGAAGGGCUUAAAGAACGUGUUCGAUGAGGCUAUCGUCGCUGCCCUUGAACCUCCAGUCGUUAAGCACAGAAAAACCAAAUGUGUCGUCGUUUAA